AUGGAGCCACAAACAACCAUCCCGCCCCAUCCCUACGGCGUCGAGCCCGCCGGCAGCGCCUUCGCGCGGAACCUGAGCAUCGCGACAUCACGCCGCGGCCUCGGCCAAUUAGGCACGGUCGACGACGCGACGGUGCUGCACGCGCUCGGGUACGCCGACGGCGCGGCGUUGUGCGCGCUGGCCAUCGCGUCGGGAGCGCUGCGGUGCUUCGCGUCGACGGAGGACCUGUGGCGUGGCGUCGCGCUGCGGCGUGCGGGCGACGAUGGCGCGAUCACCUACCGCGGUGGUAGCUGGAAGCAGUCGGUGGUCGGCGCGCCGCGCGCCAACGUGGCGAAGCGACUCUUCUCGGACGCGCUCUACCACUCGCAUCGCCUCGUUCACGCGGCGCCUUUAUCUUCGAGUGGCUUGGGUUCCUGCGCCCGGCGCCGCGCGGCCGAGCUAUCCGUCGACGCCUUCGUCGAGGACUUCGAGCGGGCCGGCGUGCCUGUUGUGAUUGAGGGCGCGGCCGCCGACGCCGCUGCACAAGAUGUCUGGGACCGCGACGUUUUGCAGGACCGCCUCGGCGCGCGCGUGUUCCACGUCGGCGGCUACGCGUUCGGGCUGGCGGAGUUUCUCCAAUAUGCGGAGAACAACGCGGACGACACGCCGCUGUACCUCUUCGACAAGCGCUUCGCCGAAGCGGCCCCGGAACUCGCAGCGGCGUACAAGCCCCCAAAGUACUUCGACGACGACCUGUUCGGGCUCCUCGAGGGCCGGCGGCCCGACUGGCGCUGGCUCAUCGUCGGCGGCGCGCGGUCGGGCAGCGCGUGGCACAAGGACCCCAACGGCACGUCGGCCUGGAACGCGACGCUACGUGGCCGCAAGCGGUGGCUGUUUUUCCCGCCGCGGACGACGCCGCCCGGUGUACGGCCGUCCGCUGACGGGCUCGAUCUCGUCGCGCCGCUGAGUAUUGCCGAGUGGAUGUCAGUGCGGAACUCAUUUUUUUGUACAGCCCUCAAUUUGAGUCUUUUUGGCGGUCAAUCGGCGGCCAGGAUUCAUUCCUUCAUUCAGAGAGUAGCCAAAAUGUUCGCGCUUCAGCUGAGACAUAAAUAGGAUUAUGCGCAUCCACGUCACUGGUUGAUUUCUGCACAGGUGGACGCGCGCGUUCUACGCCGAGGCGAAGGCGCAUCCGCACUUCGUCGAGGCGCACAGCGGGCCGGGCGACGUCGUCUUCGUACCGCGUGGCUGGUGGCACUGCGUCGUCAACCAGGACGCCUUCACCGUCGCCGUCACGCACAACUUCUGCUCGCCGCGCGGCCUUAGUUCCACGCUCGGUCUGCUGCGCCAGUCGCCGCAUCUCGUCUCGGGCCUCGUGCGCGACGAGCGCGUCGAUGAGUGCGACGACCUAGACGAGGUCGCCAAGCGCGCUGUCGUUGGCGCCGCGCUCCACGACCGGCUCGUCGCCGCGCUCCGGCGCCGGCGGCCCGACGCGCUCGCUGAUGCUGAGGCCGACCUCGCGCGGCCCACGACGCUCUGGGGGCGGCUUACGGCUGAGCCGCCGGACCUCGUUGCGACUGGCGCUGCGCCGAAGCGGGCGCGUGUGGACGAUGGUGCCAGUAGUGGUGGGUUCUCGUUUGGUUUUGGGUAAUUAUUGGUACUAGACGCGAUAUCACAACAACACACGUCGCCACAAGCUACCGGCGCAGGUCGGCACGGCAGGAACUAGACAUGUCCCUGCCGCGCGUCAUGGGCGCGGAUGGCUCGCAUAUCGACUUCUCCUAGUGCUCGAGCCGGCCGCCGCGGCGCCCGAGCCGAGCGCCGCGGCGCAAGUUCGGCCGGGCGCUAUUCCUCUUGAGGAACUUCUCGUUCUGCGCGACCAUGUCGCCGUUGAUCGGCUUCCGAACCAGGCCCUUCGAGACAAAGAGCGCGUGUAGCUUCUCCUCGUUGAAGGGGCUCAGGUCGAUGGAGUCCUGCUCGUCGCCGUCGCGCUUUAUCGUCAGCGUGGGCGUCCUGCCGCGGAUCCAGGUGAUGGUCACGCCCUCGUAGCUCGUCGCGCCGAGCGGCGACCGAAGGAAGCGCUUCACCUCCGGCAGGCUAUUGAGCUUUCAGCCGGGGCACGAGACGAUGUCGGCCGUCAUCUUCUGCGCGUUCGCAGCGGUGCUGAGGACCAGGAGGGCUGUGAGGUAUGUAUGCAUUUUUGCUGCCUGGGCAAUCAAAAGCGAUCGGCGCCGCUCGAAGCCGUCGAAAUAGUAACCAAUGCGGUUAUUUUCGCCACCGCUGCGCCGAUACGCGGCUUGCGGCUAGGAAAGCCGAUAAAACCCGUACAGAUGAAAAAGCACGCUGUGGGAUGCGGUUCAACCGCGCCGCAGACCUCAGAAACAGGGUCCACUACAUGUAGCCUACCGGCUGAGGCAGGCUGAGCUUGCUGCAUGUCGCAGCUCCAGCCCCAUAUAGCCUCUAUGACUACGGCGGUAGACCAGCAGGCCGGUCGCUGAUCAGAAUUAAUAGCCACAACAGCGCGCCGCAACCGCACGAGCGCAAGGGUGAUAACACACCGCACAAAAAAGAGGAGAUCACCUCUACCGCAAAAAAGCGUCGGCCCGCCACGCGCGGCGGCCGCGCGCGGGCACGACGAAGUCCCUACUCCUCUUCACCAUUCUUCUGCGUGCGUGCAGAGGCCUGUCGACCGUGCUCAGGCGUCCGCUCGCCGUCCACGCGCUGACGAGCACCGCCUUCGACGGCGCCCUCAAGACCAAGGACAUGACGGCGACGGUCACGGCGGCGGACCUCGCCGCGGCCGAGGUCGAGCUCACGUCCGACGAGCAGGACCUGGUCCAGGUGCUCGUCGCGGCGGCGGCGGCGCAGCAGACGACGGUGCGCAUCUGCGGCGGCUGGGUCCGCGACAAGGCGCUGGGCCGCGUGACCAAGGACGUGGACGUGGCGCUGGACAACUGCAGCGGCGCGACCUUCGCCGAGCGCGUCGUCGAGGCGCUGGCCAAGGGCCUCGAGGGUGGCGACGGCCGCGGCGCGGCGCUCGCCGCGUCGUCGACGGUCGGGCUCAUCGCGGCGAACCCGGAACAGUCUAAGCACCUCGAGACGGCGACGAUGCGGAUCUGCGGCGUCGAGGUCGACUUCGUCAACCUGCGGAGCGAGUCGUACGCGGACGCCGGCGACAGCCGGAUCCCGACGAUGGCGUUCGGGACGCCGCAGGAGGACGCGGCGCGGCGCGACUUCACGCUGAACGCACUCUUCUUCAACGUGCACACGCGGCGCAUCGAGGACUUUACGGGCCGCGGCUGGGAGGACCUCCGCGCGGGCCUGCUGCGGACGCCGCUCGAGCCGCGCGUGACGCUGCUUGAUGACCCGCUCCGCGCGCUCCGAGGCGUGCGCUUUGCCUCGCGCUACGGCUUCGCGCUUGAUCCGGGCUUCGCCGAGGCGUGCCUACUGCCCGAGGUCCGCGCGGCGCUCCUCGCCAAGGUCUCGCGCGAGCGCGUCGGCAAGGAAGUCUGGGGCGCGCUCGCAACGUCACCGGCUGGCGCCGCACGCGCCGUCGACGAGCUCCGGCGGCUCCAGCUCGCGUCGGCGACGUUCCGCGGCGUCGGCGCCGCGGAGCUGGCCGGCGCCGCGCGCGCGCCCGAUGGUGGUGCGGUGCCGCUCGACACGGUCUACGCCGCCGAUGCCGACGAUACGGGCGGGCCGUGGCUCCUCUCUGCACGCUGUUGCGCGGCGCUCGCCGCUGGCGAGGCGCAAACAGCCGCCGGGCCGCUGCCGACGCGCGACGCGACGCUAGCUGCGCUCGCUUGUGCGCUGCUACCGCUCGCCGAGCCCGGCUGCGAGGCGCUCGACAGGAAGCGGCGGCCGACGCCGCUGCCCCAGGCCGUCUGCAAGGAGGGCCUCAAGCUCCCGGGCCGCACGGCCACCGACGCGCGGCGUGUACGUUUUCUGCGUCCGUAUUAGAUUUGUAUUUACUAUUUUAUACACAGGUCCUGGACGCGGCACCACAGCUCGCAAAGCUUGCAACACGUCUUGCGGCCGGCGAGACCGGCGCGGACCUCCGGCGCGCCGCGGGCCUCGUGCUUUUCGACGUCCAGGAGCUCUGGCGUUGUGCACUGCGCGUCGCACGCGCGCGAAGCGUCGCCUUUGAAGCGGCCAACUUCGCCGACGCAUCCGCGGUUUCCCCGGCGGACGCGGCCGUCGCGAACGCGGAGCGCGACUUCGGCGCACUGGAAACCGCAUUAGCUGGCCCGACGCUGGACCUCGACCGUAUUUGGGCUACGCUCCAGCCGCACUAUGACGGCAACGCGCUCGCGGAGGCGCUCGACGUCCCCAAGGGCCCGCUCAUCGGCGGGCUCAUGGCCGCACAACGAGAAUGGCAGCUCGCGCAGCCCGCGGGCGACAAGGACGCGUGCCUCGCCUACCUCCGAUCGCGCGUCGAGGACCUCCGGCAAACGCACGGCCAGGGGCGGCGCGGCGGGAAAAGCAAGAAGGCGCGGCGUUGAUUAGGAUCUCCCUAUUUGUAAACCAAAACCUCGCGUUAGCCAGGGGAAUGAAUACACAAACGGGU
This is a messenger RNA of Pelagomonas calceolata, 4543 nucleotides long. Lineage: Eukaryota; Pelagophyceae; Pelagomonadales; Pelagomonadaceae. The record is from the annotation of a GenBank genome assembly.